This is a messenger RNA of Blepharisma stoltei, 1367 nucleotides long. The record is from the annotation of a GenBank genome assembly. Lineage: Eukaryota; Ciliophora; Heterotrichea; Heterotrichida; Blepharismidae.
AUGAUAAUUUUUCGGUGUCUGAGAAAUCUCAAUAGAUUUGCUAGUUUUGAUGAAAUUGGAAAACUUCCAAAUGAGCUGCAAACACAUCUUGAUUGUUUAAACAACUCUAAUAACUACAAGCCUUGAAUUCGAGAAAAGCCAGUUAAAGCCUUAGCUGCACUAUACAGAGCAGCCCAAAGACUUGUUAACAUAGAAUCCAUAACUUGGACAAAACUACCUGCCGUACAAAAAGCAAUUAAAGAAAUCCCCCUGCUUACCGAUGACUAUUACUUGUGCACAGGCCCAUCCUUCCUUGGAUCCAAAAGGACUUUGCUGCGUGCUCCAUUUCAACCACAGGAAGCAGUCAAAAUCUAACCCGGAUACAUUUCCUAAGGCUGCACUUGAUUUUCGACUCCGAGUUGCUCCCAGUUCGCCGUGUCAUAAAGUCUUGACUGUUGUAUCAAGAAUUCAAAUUCGCAUUUGCCGUCAUUUUAAUGUAAAUGGUAUAUGGAAUGAACACAAUUCAAACUUUGCUGAUUCAUCUCAUCAAUUUAAAUAUUGAUGAUGAUAUCAUGUGGUCAAGCAUCGAAAAGCGUUUAAUAAAAGGCCUUGCUGACUCUAUCAACUAUGAAAACAUACAAUGCAUUGUCAGGUCAUUUGACCAAGCCGAUAAAGGUUCAGAGGAAUUUUGGAUAAACCUGAGAGAUAUCAUAAAAAAUAAAAUCUGCAAAGAAAACAAAAUGAAUGCGAAGUGCGUGGCUACUAUUGUAAAAGUUUAUGGAAGCAAGAAUUUAAUUGACGAUAAAUUUCUAGUUGCCUUAGAAGGACAAGUGUUUAGAAUAUCGAAAGACCUGUAUGGUGAAGAUUUGAGUAUUAUCAUCUAUAUGUUUGGACUUAAAAACCUAGGAAAUGAAGAACUUUUUGCAUUGUUUAAUAAACAAAUAAGAGAAAAUAAGCGUAUAAUGGAUACAAGAAGCUUAGCACAUUGUUUAGCAAGCUUUAUAAAGGUUGGACAAGGGACUGUUGAUUUGUACGAUGAUGUUGAAAAAGAAAUCAUUGAAAAUCCGCAUGGGAAACAAAUGGAAAUUGGAGAUGCAGUUGGACUAUUAUUUGCAUAUGCAAGAUAUUUACCACUGGCAGUAAAAGGUAAUGCAAAAAGACGUGAAUUUGUGGAGUGGACAAUUGGAAUGAUAAAAGCCUAUAUAAAUGAAGGAGAAAGACUUUCAGAUAUUUCUGUUGUGCAUUCGCUAUGGAGUUUAUGCAGGCUAAAUAUCCUCGAGCAGCAUGAAGAUCUAAAGAGCCAUUUGGUUACCAAUUUCAAUAGAAGGAAGCUGACAGACAAAGAAGAGUUCUCCAAAUUAACACAAGAAAUAGUUAAACAUAUAUAA